GGCACCGGACACAGAGGACUCCCAGCCCCGGCCCAGGGGGCAGAGCCGGGCAUACCCCGGGCGGGGGGAAGAGCUGCCCAUUGGACACCCGGGCCCCUGCUCCCCGGACCCCAUGUGCGUGUGCUCCCGCAGGAACCAUGAAGCCGGAAUGACCUCAGCCGAUGGAGCCCCGGCCACCACGCUCCUGCUGCCCUGGAAACUGGCCCUGCGGGACCAGGGGCAGGGCCAGUGCCCGGCGGGCAGCUCCGGGCGCAUCCUGGCCACGGUGCUGGUGUGGCUGGUCACGGGCACCAGCAUGUCCAGCCUUAACAAGUGGAUCUUCACCGUGCACGGCUUCCGCUACCCGCUGCUGCUCUCCUCCUUGCACAUGCUGACCGCCGUCCUCGUGGGCUACCCGCUGGCCGGGCGCCGGGCACGCGGACCUCUCCCUUCCCGGGCCAGGAGGAGGGUGUUCUUGCUCAGCUUGACUUUCUGCGCUUCCAUGGCCUGUGGGAACUUGGGCCUUACCCACGUGCAUUUGGACUUUGCCCAGAUGGUCUACACCACCACUCCGCUCUUCACCCUGGCCUUGUCCAAGGCGAUCCUGGGCAAGCGGCACCACCCGCUGCAGUACGCGGCCAUGGGGCCCAUCUGUCUCGGCGCUGCCUGCAGCAUCAUGGGCGAGAUGCACUUCCACCACACGGGCUGCUUCUUCCUCUUCGCUGCCACCUUCCUCCGAGGCCUCAAAUCGGUGCAGCAAAGUGUCCUGCUGCAGGAGGAGAGGCUGGCCUCAGUCGCCCUGCUGUAUCUGACGUCCCUCCCCAGCUUCUGCCUGCUGCUAGGUGCAGCCCUGGUGCUGGAGGUGGGCGAUGCCGAGCCGGUGCUGGCCCCCGCUGACCGUCGCCUCUGGCUGCUCAUUCUCCUCAGCUGCCUGGUCUCAGUCCUCUACAACCUGGCCAGCUUCUCUCUGCUGGCCCUCACAUCGGCCCUCACCGUCCACGUGCUGGGCAAUUUCCACGUGGUGGGCAACCUGGCCCUGUCCUGGCUCCUGUUUGGGAGCCGCCUGAGUGGCCUCAGCUAUGUGGGCAUCGCCCUAACGCUGGUGGGGAUGUUUCUGUAUCACAAUUGCCACUUGGUGGCCUCCUGGUGGACCCUGUGGUGGAUAGGCCGGCCUGUCAGAGCCCUGUGAAGCGACCACUGUGCCCAUCUGAGAGCUGUGCUCAUUGGGCCAGCUGGGCCCGGGCUAGUCCAUCCCUAGCUUGUAUGGGCCCUGGCGGCUUUACCCGACAGCCUGGAAGAAGAGGGGCCUGAAUGGGGAUGUGGGUGAACCCCAGCCAAGAAGAACCUUCCAAAAACACCACAUGGGGGAGGGCAGGCAGGGACCUGAUUGGUCACACAUCCAUCUUCUAGGAUCUCAAGGUUAAGAAGAGCUAGUGGGAGGAUUAUCACCCUCAUUUUACAAGGGAGGAAGCUGAGUCUCUGAGCUGACCCGGCUUGUCCGAGGCUCUGUCCCUGCCCCUACUGAUCGGCUAUAUAGGUCUGGGGCCUUGCAAGCCCUGAGUUCAGCCCUGGGGGAGUCCUCUCCCUUUCCCUGAUCCGUGCCUCAGUUUCCCCUUCUGCUAAAAGGGAUGAUGCUCACUACAAAGGGUCAGAGGAGAAUGUAAAUGCAAAUGAGUAUUGUAAUUAAAGGAAUAAUCAUUGCUGUUCCAGCUGCACCUCGCACCUGCUGUACUUGUUAAGAUGUCACCCUUUGGAUGACAGCGAUGUCCCAGGAGGAUCAUGGAGAGGGCCAGAAGUGCUGGCCAGGCACCCCUAGACUGAGGUCGGGCUGGGAGGGGGCUGGUGCUGGAGGCCCCACUGCUCCAGAUGAGCCAAGUCGGGGCACGCUUCUUUUAGAGACCCCCCUCCUGGUCCCCCCAAUCUCUGCUGCUAAAGAUGGGAAGGGGAAAGGGGCUUGUUUCUCUGGGGGGGACCACUGGCUCGAGCCCCCAUGCCCACCCCCGGUGGGGUUUCAGCAAAGGCCGGGAUGGUCUCUACCGGCUCUCAGGACCCUCCCCAUAA
Messenger RNA from Trichosurus vulpecula (common brushtail), 2040 nucleotides. RefSeq names its product solute carrier family 35 member E4 (gene SLC35E4). The record is from RefSeq and is a predicted model, not a curated record. Gene Ontology annotation, cellular component: Golgi apparatus. The transcript has 2 exons. Bases 113 to 1168 code for a protein of 351 amino acids. NCBI's taxonomy places the organism in Eukaryota, Metazoa, Chordata, Mammalia, Diprotodontia, Phalangeridae. Gene Ontology annotation, molecular function: antiporter activity.